AUGGUACAUUGCCUCGUCAAUCCAUGCUCUAUAUCAAAAUGUCCAGGAGAUAAAAAAGCAACGUGCAUCGCUGACUGUUGCGGUGGAUGCAAUGCUCUUUGGUUCGGUGUUGAUGGCAGAGAAGCAAAAUGCAAUGAAAAACCUGCUUGUCCAAACGGUCAGGAGAAAGUUCAAUGUCUGAAAGAUCCAUGUCAAGGAGCAACAUGUCCAGCAUAUCCUAAGGCAACAUGUGUCUCGAACAAUUGUGGAAGCUGCAAAGCUCAAUGGUAUAAAGCUGAUGGUACUCCAGUGAACUGUAUUAAAUCAUUGCCAUGUUCACCUAGGCAGACUCAAGUUAAAUGUCUGAAAGAUCCAUGUCAAGGAGCGACUUGUCCCGCGUGUCCUACCGCUAAAUGUGUCUCAAACUAUUGCGGUGGAUGCCAUGCUCUAUGGUAUAAAGCUGAUGGUACCCCAGCAAACUGUGCUAAAUCAUCUCCAUGUCCACCUGGUCAGGAUGAAGUUCAAUGUAAGAAAGAUCCAUGUGAAGGAGCAACAUGUCCGGCAUAUCCUACCGCUAAAUGUGUCUCAAACUAUUGCGGUGGAUGCAAUGCUCUUUGGUACAAAGUUGAUGGUACCUCAGCAAGCUGUGCUAAAUCAUCGCCAUGUCCACCUGGUCAGGAUGAAGUUCAUUGUACGAUAGAUCCAUGUGAAGGAGCAACAUGUCCAGCAUAUCCUGAGGCUAUAUGUAUCUCGAACUAUUGUGGUGGAUGCAAUGCUCUAUGGUAUAAAGCUGAUGGUACCCCUGUAAACUGUACUAAAUCAUCUCCAUGUCCACCUGGUCAGGAGGAAGUUGAAUGUACGAUAGAUCCAUGUGAAGGAGCAACAUGUCCAGCACAUCCUACCGCAAAAUGUGUCUCAAACUAUUGCGGUGGAUGCAAUGCUCUUUGGUACAAAGCUGAUGGUACCGCAGUAGACUGUACUAAAUCAUCUCCAUGUCCACCUGGUCAGGAUGAAGUUCAUUGUACGAUAGAUCCAUGUGAGUCAGCAACAUGUCCAGCAUAUCCUGACGCUACAUGUGUCUCGAACUAUUGCGGUGGAUGUAAUGCGCUUUGGUAUAAAGCUGAUGGUACUUCAGUAAACUGCACUAAAUCAUCUCCAUGCCCACCUGGUCAGGAUGAAGUUGAAUGUGCGAUAGAUCCAUGUGAAUCAGCAACAUGUCCAGCAUAUCCUGACGCUACAUGCGUCUCGAACUAUUGCGGUGGAUGUAAUGCUCUAUGGUAUAAAGCUGAUGGUACUUCAGUAAACUGCACUAAAUCAUCUCCAUGCCCACCUGGUCAGGAUGAAGUUGAAUGUGCGAUAGAUCCAUGUGAGUCAGCAACAUGUUCAGCAUAUCCUGACGCUACAUGUGUCUCGAACUAUUGCGGUGGAUGUAAUACUCUUUGGUAUAAAGCUGAUGGUACUUCAGUAAACUGUACUAAAUCAUCGCCAUGUCCACCUGGUCAGGAUGAAGUUGAAUGUGCAAUAGAUCCAUGUGAAGAAGCCACAUGUGCAGCAUAUCCUGAGGCUACAUGUGUCUCGAAGUAUUGUGGUGGAUGCAAUGCUCUUUGGUAUAAAGCUGAUGGUACUGCAGUAGACUGUACUAAGUCAUCGCCAUGUCCACCUGGUCAGGAUAAAGUUGAAUGUGCGAUAGAUCCAUGUGAAGAAGCAACAUGUCCAGCAUAUCCUGACGCUGAAUGUGUCUCGAACUAUUGUGGAGGCUGCAAUGCUGAAUGGGUCACAUCUAGUGGAGAAGAAGUAGAAUGUGACACUACUUAUUAA
Rotaria sordida is the source of this 1797-nucleotide messenger RNA. The record is from the annotation of a GenBank genome assembly. Lineage: Eukaryota; Metazoa; Rotifera; Eurotatoria; Philodinida; Philodinidae.